AUGAGAGAUUAUGGGAAUUUUGUGGGGUGUUUGAGGGAUGUUGUUUUUAAUGGAAAUGAAUUGAUUAAUGCUGAUUAUGGUGGGGCUUUCAAUAUUUCCCCAAUAUGUAUUUACCAAAAUUUAUGUCAACGGCCAACGACUUUUAUUAAUGGCAAUCAAGUUUGUGCUAAUAAUGGAACUUGUAUUGACCUUUGGGGCAGUUAUGUUUGUGAAUGUAAAAAGUACCUAUUUUUUGUAUUCAAUACCUGA
This is a messenger RNA of Meloidogyne enterolobii, 249 nucleotides long. Lineage: Eukaryota; Metazoa; Nematoda; Chromadorea; Rhabditida; Meloidogynidae. The record is from the annotation of a GenBank genome assembly.